UGCAGUUAUGCGUUCUACACGUUCUGCCGGCGUGCACAGCACGAAUUUUUUUACCAACCCGAUACCAACACGUGUCACGAGUCGAAUGGGGUGAACGUCUGCGCCAGAGGAAGAAACAGGUUCGCAACCCUGGAACACUGCGUUCACAGUUGCGUAUCUACCAAUCGCCCGGCUGAGGAGUGCUUCGGCAAGCCGAUGUUCACGCAGUGCGCAAGGCGAGAUGUCCUGUCCCACUGGUGGUACUACGACCACAGCAAGUGCGUGCCCUGGUCCUUUCCUUCUGGUGGCUGCCCGGCCAACGGAAGCAUGGUAUUCGCAACGGCCAAGGAGUGCGAGCAGCGUUGCCGAGAUCCACACAAUGGACCACGCUGCAAAAGACCUGGGUUUGUGGCCUGCGGUCACCACCACCUCAAGUACCCGUACUUCGCCCACUUAUCGUCUGUAGAUGGCCGCAUGCGGUGUUACCGCUCUUCGUUGGCCACACUGCGGCGACACCAGUGCCUUGUGGGCGAAAAUCGGUUCCCUAACUUUGGAACCUGCGCAGUCACCUGCCGGCAGAAGCGGCCACCUUACUAGCACAGGCGA
This is a messenger RNA of Rhipicephalus sanguineus (brown dog tick), 585 nucleotides long. RefSeq lists its product as uncharacterized. The record is from RefSeq and is a predicted model, not a curated record. Lineage: Eukaryota; Metazoa; Arthropoda; Arachnida; Ixodida; Ixodidae. Gene Ontology annotation, molecular function: serine-type endopeptidase inhibitor activity. The transcript has 2 exons. The coding region runs from base 196 to 576 and encodes 126 amino acids.